ACCGCGUUCCUGCGUCUCCUCUGUUUCAUUCUUCCUCACCAAGCAAAGCCAAAACCCACGCACAGACAGAAAAGAGCAAAAGAGCGCGCGCACUCCCUCUCUCUCUCUCCAAGAGCUUCUCUCAAAACCCUCUCAAGAUUCGCGAAACACACCCCAUGGAUUGGGUCCGUGGCAAAGAGAUUGGCCACGGCGGAUUCGCCACCAUCCACCUCGCGGCGCCCGCCAAAACCUGCCCCUCCGACCACCCUCCGUUGAUGGCCGUCAAGUCCUGCGACGCCGCCCUCUCUUCCUCCCUCAGGCACGAGAGGCAGGUCCUCAGCGAACUCGGCGACUUCCCCCGGAUCGUCCGCUGCUUUGGCGAUUCGCUCACCGCCGAGCGCGGCGGCCAGGAGCUCUACAACGUCCUCCUCGAGUACGCCGCCGGCGGCAGCCUCGCCGACAGCCUGAAGUCCAGGGGGAAGCCCCUCUCGGAGGCCGACAUCAGACGCCACACGAGGUCGAUCCUGGAGGGCCUGGAGUUCGUCCACUCCAAAGGGUUCGUCCACUGCGACGUCAAGCUCCAGAACAUCCUCGUAUUCCCCAACGGUGCCGAAGAAGUCAAGAUCGCCGAUUUCGGCCUCGCGAAGAGAGCUGGCGAGCGGUUGGCGAAGGGCGGGAAGCAGGGCGGGUUCGAGUGGCGGGGCACGCCCAUGUACAUGGCGCCCGAGUCGGUGAACCGCAACGAGUACGAGCCGGCCUCGGAUGUCUGGGCGCUCGGGUGCGCGGUGGUGGAGAUGGCGACGGGGAGGCCGGCAUGGGGGUCGCGGACCGAGUCAAACGCGUACGCCCUCAUGAUCAGAAUUGGGGUCGGAGACGAAAUCCCGGAGAUGCCCGAGGGACUGUCCGAGCAGGGGAAGGACUUCUUGAGGAAGUGCUUCGCGAAGAACCCGAAGAAGAGGUGGACAGCCCGUAUGCUCUUGAAGCACCCCUUCCUUGCCCUCGACUGCGUCAAUGACGAGGAGGUUGUAAGAGAUUGCGGAGUCGAAUUCGCGGAUUUCUCUCCGAGGUGCCACUUCGAUUUCCAAGACUGGGUUUCGGUGCAAUGUUCAAGAAGGAGUUGGGAAUCGGGCUCACUUUCGCCCUCGUCUGAGACGGAUUCUGACUCGCUGUUCAUUAGAGAUCUCGCUGCGUUGGAGAUAUCGGCAGAUUCUUCAUCGGUGAUCGAUCGGAUUGGCGAGUUGGCGAGCCAGGAGAGGCCUAAUUGGGAACAUUCCGAUGUUUGGGUGACUGUGAGAUGAUCGGAAUCGUUCCAGUUCCGAAAGCAGAGUCAGCUUCGCUAGAACAGAGCAGCGAGAGCAGAGUCCUGGGAGAUUAUUUUAAUUUUUGGUUCUGAUUCAAUUGAUUCUUUUUUCCCCUCUUCUUUUGGUGACUGUGAAUAUUGAUUCGGUUAUCACAGACGAGAGAAUGUACAGACAGAUGCUUUCCUUUGAUGCAAUGAAAAGAAAAAAAAAUCAUAUCUUUUUUCGGCUUCAA
Messenger RNA from Syzygium oleosum, 1512 nucleotides. RefSeq names its product mitogen-activated protein kinase kinase kinase 20-like. Gene Ontology annotation, molecular function: protein kinase activity; ATP binding. The transcript is spliced from 2 exons. The coding region runs from base 156 to 1277 and encodes 373 amino acids. The record is from RefSeq and is a predicted model, not a curated record. Gene Ontology annotation, biological process: protein phosphorylation. NCBI's taxonomy places the organism in Eukaryota, Viridiplantae, Streptophyta, Magnoliopsida, Myrtales, Myrtaceae.